Molecule: messenger RNA, 654 nt
Organism: Drosophila erecta
Lineage: Eukaryota; Metazoa; Arthropoda; Insecta; Diptera; Drosophilidae
Exons: 3
Coding region: 186-443 (85 amino acids)
Source: RefSeq, a predicted model, not a curated record
AAACUCAAGUUGCAUGAGUGGUUUCCCUUUUGGAAGAUUUGGAAUCCAAGCUGGCCGAACUAACUGAAAGAUAACUGUGUGAAUUAAAUGGUGUAUAUCGUGACAACAAAAAAUUCGAAGUAUUUCUAAGAACCUAUAAAUGCGACUGAAAAGUGAAAAUAAACUCAUAUUGAAAUCAACUUGCAAUGGCGUGGUUGAAGUACUUAAUUUGUCUACUUGUGGUCAUCCAGUGGACUACAGCUCGUCCAGUAUUUCCCGGCGCAGAGGAGCACGUGGAUACCAUCCUGGAACAUAUUAGAUGCAUUAUCCAUGCAGGAAUUAGUAUUCUCGAGGGUAUGCAGAAAAGUAAUGUUGCCUAUGAAAGUCAAACUCGUGGGCCGCCGCGCAUUGCUGGAGUCUCUAAAUAUGAUAUCAUAGAUCUACACGCCAACCGAAAAGGUUGAAUAAGGGCUUCUCCUUAACACAUUAAAACGGGUUACUGGCAUAAGAAACCCCAUGUCAAAUGUAAAAAACGUGUAAUUUCCAUAAAAGAAAUUUUAAUAUUCGGAAAAUUUUAUUAAAUUAUUGAUAUGUUUUGAUCAAGUGCACAAUAAAUAAGGAGUACAUUCGAACGAGCUCAAAAAUAUGACAAUAGUAGCUUUCGGCCAUAUCUGA